Molecule: messenger RNA, 1054 nt
Organism: Brassica oleracea var. oleracea
Lineage: Eukaryota; Viridiplantae; Streptophyta; Magnoliopsida; Brassicales; Brassicaceae
Product: probable plastid-lipid-associated protein 6, chloroplastic
Exons: 4
Coding region: 109-930 (273 amino acids)
Source: RefSeq, a predicted model, not a curated record
GCGCUCCACUCGUGUCGCUUCGCAAAUCACAUGACAUACUAAUAAUAAACGAGAGGCAAAAGAUUUCUCCCUCCUCCUCCUCUAGAAAACAUCUCUAACUUUUCUCCCAUGGCGGCUUCUUCUGCUCUCUCCUCACCAGCGCUUCUCUCCAACAACCGCUCUCCUCCGUCAUGCGGCUCCGUCAGAUGCUCGAUGUCCUCCUCGCCGGCUCUCAUCGCUACUCCCAGAUCGUCUCGUUUGCGCUUCACUAUACCUGAGAGGAGAAGCCUCGUCGUGAAAUCAACCGUCGGCGAGGUCUCCUUCCGCGAACCGGAGACAUCGGGAAUGGAAUCGCUGAAACUCAAAUUACUGAGCGUGGUUUCGGGUUUGAACAGAGGACUUGUGGCGAGUGUAGAUGAUCUACAAAGUGCUGAGGCCGCUGCUAAAUUACUUGAAGCCGCUGGUGGGCCCGUGGAUCUAACCAAUGAUCUUGACAAACUCCAAGGGAAAUGGAGGCUGCUGUAUAGCAGCGCCUUCUCUUCUCGCUCUUUGGGUGGUAGCCGUCCUGGACUCCCCACUGGUCGCUUGAUUCCCGUCACUCUUGGCCAGGUGUUUCAGAGGAUUGAUGUGUUUAGCAAAGAUUUCGAUAACAUAGCCCAAGUGGAGAUAGGAGCUCCAUGGCCGUUUCCGCCUCUGGAAGCCACUGCCACAUUGGCUCACAAAUUCGAACUCUUAGGUACAUGCAAGAUCAAGAUCACAUUUGAGAAAACAACUGUCAAGACAUCGGGAAACUUAGCACAGAUUCCUCCGUUUGAGAUCCCAAGGCUUCCCGACAGUUUCAGGCCACCGUCAAACCCUGGAACUGGAGAUUUUGAAGUCACCUAUGUUGAUGAGAACAUGCGCAUAACUCGUGGGGAUAGAGGUGAACUUAGGGUAUUUGUCAUUGCUUAAGCUCAAAGGAUGUUUGACAUGUAAAGAUUUAAGUACUUUCCUGCCUGUUGUAGCCAGCCUUAUGACCCCCAUGAGUUUUGUACACAUCGUUUGAACGUUGAUUAUAGAAGUAUUUUAUAAUGAA